GGUGAUGGCUCCGGUUGUCGCCGCCGCCGCCGCCGCCGCCGCUACCGUCGCCGCUGCCGCCUCAGCAGCAGGAACCGAAGUCGCCGCCGCUACCGCCGCCGCCGCCCGGGUCGCCGGCCGCCCGCGCGCUGCCUCGGCCGGGGCCCGCAGCCAUGGAGGACUUCAUCGUGAUCUCGGACGACAGCGGCUCCGAGAGUUCCGGGGGGGCCCGCUCGAGCAGGACGCGAAGGCUCCGCCGGGCCCUGUCCCGGACCCCCGGAGCACUGCCCCGCCGGACUGUGGACUUCAUUGACUUAACUAGAGAAACCAGACCAAGGGCAAAGGACCGCAAUGGACUCUGUGUGAUUGACCUGACAAGAACUGAGGAAGAAAAUAGACCUAUUGCCACUCUGGACUUGACUCUAGAACCUGUCGCUCCUUCCCAGAAAGAGCCAACCAGUCUUCAGACUUGUGCCAGCCUCUGCAGCAAAGAGGUGACAGAAGGGCGGGGAAGCUCUUGGCCUGCAGCACGGAGAAUCAUUAACAGCGAUCCUGUGGAUUUGGACCUUUUGGAAGAAGCCACAUUUGAAGGUCCGCAACCCCCUACAUCCAUCAGCGGGGACUCUGCUUAUCCAGCAGAGCCAAAUUGUAGCUCAACUGCAUUCAAAGGUGACCUUGGCUUCUUGGCAAGCCUACAGCUAUCUUCAGAUAUUCGCUCCCUCUCCCCAACAAGCAAUAAUGGUAGCAGCAGCAAUCAGAGGGCACCCUUGCCAUGCCCACAGCAAGAUGUGCCUUGCCCAUCACAAGCUUUGCCAUGCCCACUGCGAACCAUGCCGUGUCCACUGCGAGCCUCACCAUGUCCACCACGAGCCUCCUCGUGCCCACCACGAGCCUUGUCAUGCCCAUCACAAACCGUGCAGUGCCAAGUACAAGCUUUGCCUCCCUUGCCUCAAGAAGUUCCAUGCCCUCCUCGAGAAAUGCCAUGCCCUCAGCGGAAUGUGCCAAGCCCACCUCCAGACUCAUCGUGGCAACCUCAGCACUCACCCAACCCACCUCAAGACUCACUGUGCCCACCUCAAGACUCUCUGGGCCUACCUCAAGAUGUACCAGGCCCACCUCAAAACAUAUCAUAUCCACAAGAUGUGACACACUUACAAGAUAUGCCUCAAUCAUCAGGAGAUGUGCCACAGUCACCACGACACGUGCCACAAUCACCAGCAGACAUGCCACAGUCACCAGCAAACGUGCCACAGUCACCAGCAGACGUGCCACAGUCACCAAGAGAUGCACCACAGUCACCAGAAAGUGUGCCACAUUCCCCUGGAGAAGUCCCAGACUUCCCAGGAGAUAUGUUCCGUUCACCUAGAAACAGGCCAUGCUUGCCAGGAGACAUGCCACACUCACUUGGAGACUUGCCUCACUUACCACGAGACAGGCCUUACUCUCUCCAAAAUGAUGUACAUAACCGUGACACGCCUAUGGAAGUCUCAGCUCCAUCCUCUCCAAGGUUCUCUCCCAGCCCACAGUUUCCACAGUCUGAAACUUCCUUAGAGAAAGUUCCUUGGUUCUCUGUCACAGAAACUCCAGCCAGAAAAGAGAGAUCACUGUCAGAGCCUGCUAACCCCGGGUCUGCCCAGGUACAAGCACGAACACCACAAGGUGGGUUAUACAACAGACCAUGCCUGCAUAGACUGAAGUACUUCUUACGACCUCCGGUGCAUCACCUCUUCUUCCAGACACUAAUACCAGAUAAAGACACAAGAGAGAGUAAGGGUCAAAAAUUAGAACCCAUUCCUCAUCGAAGACUAAGAAUGGUAACAAACACCAUUGAAGAAAAUUUUCCCCUGGGGACUGUGCAGUUUUUGAUGGACUUUGUGUCACCCCAGCAUUACCCACCCAGAGAAAUUGUGGCUCACAUCAUCCAGAAAAUCCUGCUCAGUGGCUCUGAGACCGUGGAUGUCCUAAAGGAGGCCUAUAUGCUUCUCAUGAAAAUUCAACAGCUACAUCCAGCUAAUGCCAAGACAGUGGAGUGGGACUGGAAGCUGCUCACUUAUGUCAUGGAGGAAGAGGGACAGAAUCUGCCUGGGCGAGUCCUUUUUCUGCGUUAUGUGGUACAGACUCUAGAAGAUGACUUCCAGCAGAUUCUGAGGAGGCAGCGACAGCACCUGCAGCAGUCCAUUGCAAGCACUGUGCUGUCCUGCGACAAGCAGCCCCACAAUGUCAGGGAUGUCAUCAAGUGGUUGGUCAAAGUAGUAACUGAAGAAGGAUUAACUCAGCCGCCAAAUGGGAAUCAAACCUCUCCCGGAACAGGAAUCUUGAAGGCCAGCAGUAGCCAUCCUUCUCCCCAGCCCAACCUGACAAAGAACACCAAUCAGCUGAUUGUGUGUCAGCUGCAAAGGAUGCUGUCCAUAGCCGUAGAGGUAGACAGGACCCCCACAUGCAGCUCCAAUAAAAUUGCCGAGAUGAUGUUUGGGUUUGUGCUGGACAUUCCUGAGAGGAGUCAGAGGGAGAUGUUCUUUACUACUAUGGAAAGCCACCUUCUGCGCUGCAAAGUGUUAGAAAUCAUAUUCCUCCACAGCUGUGAGACGCCCACCCGCCUGCCCUUGUCUCUGGCCCAGGCCCUCUACUUUCUGAACAAUUCCACAUCACUGCUCAAGUGUCAGUCGGAUAAAACCCAGUGGCAGACGUGGGACGAACUGGUUGAGCACCUGCAGUUCCUGUUAUCCAGUUAUCAGCAUGUGUUAAGAGGGAAUACAGCUGGGCCUUGGGGGCAAUAGUAACUUAAGAUGGACAUGGAUCCACUUUCAUUCCAGAAUAUUUUUAUGCUUCUAACAAGGAAGAGGAAAAACUUAGACCAGUGUAUAUUGACCAAGAAUAAAUGGGAUGUGUUCCAGUGCUAUUUUAUCCUUAACAUUCUCUCUACUUUCUUUGGAGACCAAGAGUUAAGAAGGAGAAAAAAUAUUUAGAAGCAAUAGUUCGGAAACAAUGUCCUCCAAAGAAGGCAGCUAAAUGGCACCCUGACAUGGUCAGUAUCCUUGUCAGUAGGCUUUUUACUGUGAGGGCUCCUUAGUCAUCUCUGCCCUCUGCAAGUGGUCUGAGGACAUUGUGGAAGGCAUUUGGGGUCAGCCUGAGUUGUCCAGCUCCACGGAUAGGAGAAGAAGGGAAGAGGUUGGGGAGCCCAAGCUUGUCCUCUGUUUAGGGGAACAUCUUAGCAUGGGGGAAGAGAAGAAGAAAGACUAGGUAAAUUCACACACCCUGGCAUAUAUAAUCCAAUAACCUGGGGAAGGUGAGUAUCAUCCCCUUUUUAUAGACGGGGAAACAAAGGCUGAGAGAAAAGUAAGUGAGGAGCCAGGAUUCAAACUUAGGUCUGUUGCCAAAGUCUAUGUGCAGUGAAAACACACUGGAAGGAAUGAUUGUUCUAUGAAAUCACUGGGUGAGAUUAGGUGAGACUCUAAGGAAUUUCCAACUCCCUGUUUUCUAAACUCUCGGUACAUGGUUAAAUUACUUUUGUACAAACCCUUGACCUUGGGGAAAAGUAUAUCCUGAAGCCCCAUACUUUGUAAAUAUUUCCAAAGAAGGCAGAGCAGCCCCAUGGGGGCAUAGAUGCUGGGCCGCCAGGUAAACUCACACUCUCUGGCUGAGAGAAUCAAUCCCACCACACCCCAGUGCCACAGCCAUGCAGCUCAAGUUUGAGCCUCAGCAAAACGGCAACUUGCUUUAUGCCAUGAGUUUUCCUGAUACUUGUGAAUUGUUAAUACCUCUUAUUUUGAAACUAUGAAUGCUAGGAAUUUAAACAUACAGUAUUUAAAGGAAGAAAAACACCUGUUUUCCUGAAUUCCACUUGGCUAGACAACUUAGGCAGGAUGACCCACAGAAGUCAGACCUCAGUUCCUUCUGAGGAGAAACACACACAGCCUUCCUACGAGGAGCCCCAUCCAGAGACGGGAGAAAAGCAGAUGCCGGCAAGAUCAAUUCAAGUCAUAUAUUCAUCCAGGCAACAAAUAUUUAUGAAAUGCCUUCUGUGUGCCUGGCUCAUUGGGAAAACUUCAGUGAAUAAGACCAGCGUGGCCCCUGCCCUCAUAGAGCUUACUGUGAAGAGAUUGACCCUGAACAAAUAAUCACAUAAAUAACAUAUAACCACAAUUAAAAUAAAUGCUCUGAAGGAAAGAAGUGCGCAAAAUAGGAGCACCUAAUCUAUUUUUGGAGGGACCCACAAAGGCCUCCCUGAAGAAGUGAUACUUCAGCUGAGAUAAGUACUGGUGGGGCACCUGGGUGGCUCAGUCCGUUAAGCAUCUGCCUUCGGCUCAGGUCAUGAUCUCGGGGUCCUGGGAUCAAGCUCCACAUCGGGCUCCCUGCUCAGCAGAGUCUGCUUCUCCCUCUCCCUCUGCCCCUAUCCCCCACCCCCCACUCAUGCUCUCUCUCUCAAAUAAAUAAAUAAAAUCCUUAAAACAACAAACAAAAAAACAGGACUGGUGUUAGCCAGGCAAAUAGGGCAAAGUUUUCCAGAAAAAUUAAAAAUGGCAUGUCUGGGGCGCCUGGGUGGCUCAGUCGGUUAAGCGACUGCCUUCGGCUCAGGUCAUGAUCCCAGGGUCCUGGGAUCGAGCCCCGCGUCGGGCUCCCUGCUCCGCGGGAAGCCUGCUUCUCCCUCUCUCCCUCACCCUGCUUGUGUUCCCUCUCUCGCUGUCUCUCUCUGUGUCAAAUAAAUAAAUAAAUAAAAUCUUUCCAAAAAAAAAAUGGCACGUCCAAGGGCCCUGAGGCAAGAAGUUGUUUAGCGAGUCCAAGGAACUUAGAACAAGCUAGUAACACUGGAAUGUAGAGAGCAAGGGGAGACGAGCACAAGAUGAGACUAGAAUAUUGGAUAGGGCACGAAGGGCCUUCUGGGCCCUGUUAAGAAAUGUCAGCUUGAUUCCAAGAGUGAAGAGAAGCCAUCAAAGUGGUUUUGCAUAAGGUUGCUCUGCCUGAGGUGGGCAAGUAGUUUGGCGGAGGACCAGAGAGGUCCCGGGAGGGGUCAUGGUGGCGAGGGUGUGGGUUGUGCAGCGGGGAAGGCUGUGGAUAGAACAGAAGCACUUUGAAGAUCAGUUUAUCAGGGCUUGGGUAACUGAGUCGCAAGUAAGGCUUCAGGGUUCUGCCGUUGCUGACACGGACAUAAAUGGAGAAAGAUCUGUAGAGAAGGGAAAAAGCGCAGUUUGACUGUUGAGUUGGAGAUUCCUAUAGUGAUGAUGAUGAAGAUGAAGAUGAUGAUAAAAUAAUAAUAGUUACCCCUAGGGGGAGCCUGGGUGGCUCAGUCAGUUGAGCAUCUGACUCUUGGUUUCUGCUCAGGUCAUGAUCUCAGAGUUGUGAGAUCAAGCCCCAGGUUGGGCUCCGUGCUCAGCAUGGAGUCUGCUUUAGUUUCUCUCUCGCCUUCUCCCUCUGCCCCUCUCCGCCUGCUCUAAAUAAAUAAAUAAAUAAAUACAUAAAUACAUAAAUAUUAAUAUAAUAAUAAUAGUAGUUACCCUUAGUAACCUGAUCCAGGAACCUAAUAAUAAUACUGUGAGCCAGAACAUCUUGCAUAAGGCAUUGUGCUAAACCCUUUACAUAAAUCGCCUCACACAGUAUUCCCAACAGCCUCUGAUACAAGACCUCCCAUGCCUACCGAAGCAUAAAAUCCAAGGCCUUGCCAACUGGACCAGAAUGGCUGAAGUCCACUGGCCAAGAGUUCCUCUCCCUUGGACAGUGCUUGGUCGGGAACUGCCAACAUUUACCUCUUUGAAUGUCUUGUAUUACUUUAAUAAACUCCAAAUUCUUCUUGCUCCUACUCCAAGUCUUCCCUAUUCCCCUCUGUUCAGCCAGUUCUUUCCAUUCCUUCAAAAUCAUUUUCAUAUUUUUCAGAGUAGCAUAUGCCUUACAAAAACUACAUUUUACUAAAAGACUUUCGUCCCCCUACAACCAUUCUCCACCAGUAGCAGAGUAAAAUAGAGCACAUUCCCUGGCUUAAAACCCUCCAGAUGCUUCCAUUUGCUCUCAAAGGCCAAACUCCACAUUGUUCUGUGGUCCAGCCUACCUUCCAGUCUCCUCUACUACCGCUUUCCCUUACCACCCACAUUUUACCUCUAGUUCUCAAAACAAGCUUUUCCUGCCUCAGGACAUUUACACUUGCUGUUCUCGCUACCUGAACUGCUUUUCCCCUAGACCUUUGCACAAUUGCCUCCUUCUCAUCCUUCAGGACUCAGCUAAGAGGCCCUGAGUAGAGUGGGCUGCUUCCCUCAUCCCCCCAAUGCCACUGUUUCUCACAGCAUCUGAUUUAUUUCUGUGAUUGUACUCACCAAAACUAUAAUUGUUUUUGUUGGCUGGUUUACUGUUAGGCUUCCUGCAACUAGAAUGUCAGUUCAUGGGGGCUGGGCCCACGUCUCUAAUUGCACUGUAUCCCCAGAGAGUAGCCCACUUCCAGAUGCAUAGUAGGUGCUCACUGGAAUUUGUGUUGAUUGAAUGUUGAAAGGGCCCUGAUAGGACAUCUCAAGGCAGCUUUGCUUCCUGUUUCCUUUUUAGACACUCUGUAGUGUUUGUUGUACUCUUUUUCACUUUACAGUUGGGCCCGGUGCUAUAAAUUUAGAGGGACUUUACCUGAAAAGAUACCUGAAGGUUGAAGAAAAACAUACUGAGCAUAUUAUUUGAAAGUGUAACUUAGUACAUUGCUUAAAAACAAGUUUAUUCUGUUUCCCAAAUUUCUGGAUACGAUGUAGUUCAGUCCUAAACACCCUGCUAGAAGAGGUGCCGUUAUCCCCAUCUUCUAAAUGAGGAGAUGGAGGAAGUGAUGCUCUAGUGAAUGCUGGUGCAUCUGGGAGUCUGCAAGUCCUCAAAGCUCACCACAGCCGUGCUCCUUUGCCUGAACUCCAUAUACUUCCCGAAUCCUGUUGGGGCUAAUCUGUGGAUUUGGAUGAGAGACCUUUAUAACUUCUUUUACUUUUCCUCAAUAUUUUUAUUUUUGGAGGGUUGAAAGAGUGGUACAAUGAACAUCCAUUUACCUUUUAUGUUGAUUUACUGGCUGUUAACAUUUUGCCACAUUUUGGUUUAUCUAUUGAUCCACCUGAAUACUUUUUUUUUUUGAGAGUUGAGAGUAAGUUGCACCAUCAGAAUCCUUCAUGCCUAAAAAUACUUUGGCCUAAGAAUAAGGAUAUUCCCAUACAUACCACAAUUCAUUAUCACACUCAACAAAUUGAUCCUUAACAGAAUAUUCUCUAACAUGUCCCAGUAGUAUCCUUUAUAGGCGGCUGGGUCUGUUUUGAGCCAGGCUCCAAAUAUCACACUUUGCGUUUGGUUGUUGUAUACUCUUUGGUCUCCUUUUACACAGUUCCCACCCUUUCCUCGUCUUUCAUAAUACAGACAUUUUUGAAGAGCCCAGACCAGUUUUUUUGUAGAAUAUCCCAUAAUUGGGGUUGUCUUAAUUAUUUCCUCAUGAUCAGAGUUCUGUUAAAUCCUACUGGCAAGACCACUGACUAGAUGAAGAUGUACACUCCUUCCCAGCACAUGACAGCAAGAGGCGAUAAUGUCAGUUUGGUCCCAUUAUUGGUGAUGUUAAGUGUGAUCAUUUGCUUAAGGUAGUAUCUAUCAGAUUUCCCCAUUGCUCUGUUAUUAGUUAAGUAAUCCAGAGAGUAAAACUUUGAGACUGAAUAUCCUAUUCAGCCUUUCACUCAAGGGUUUUAGCACCCACUGAUGGUUCUUACCCGAAUCAGUCAUUACAACAGUAGAUUGAAAAGUGGUUGCUUUCUAGUUAUACAUUGCCUCUACAUUUCUUAACUGGCCUUCUUCUGCAAAAAGGACCUUUCCCUUCUUCCUCCCCUCCUCUUUUAUUUACUGUGGACUCCGCACUUUUUAAAAUUUCAUGCCUAUAACCCAUUUUUGUCAUUUUUUUAAUGAUCAUGUCCAAAACGUAGCCAAUAAGAGGCCUCUUCACACUGGCUUCUGUGUCCUUUUGACGUGUUCCCGUGUGUGUGCGCACGCGCGUUUUCCCCCACUCUGUUUUUAAGCAUUCCCUUACUUUCUUAUAAAAGAUGUUCCAGGUUCACCUUGUAAUUUCCUUGCCAUGGUCCUCUAGGACUUUCCUCCAAAAAAAUUCUGGUUUCUCUCGGUAGGGAGUGGGGAGAAGCAUUAAGAAAUCAAGAUCUGGGUGCUAAUAUGCUGAUUACUACUGGGGUACCUGCUUCUAGGCCCUCUGACAACAGAGCUAGAAAAUUACAUAAUUUUUUUUAGAAAUACGAGUUCAUAGCAAUACCUCAAUUUCCAGUCCCUCAGAAUUCUUCCUCUCCUCCUAUUCCAUAACUGAAUCACUCUUCUCCCACAGCAAGAACCCUUAUUCUGAACAUGGAUAUAUUUAUUUGGUCUAUCAUACAACAUACACGAAAUUGUUUUCCAACAGAAUUACUACAAUAGACCAACACUACAACAAACUAAGAAAUUAAUUCAAUAUUUCUUUACAAUUCUUUUUAUACUAGAAUCAAUCUCCCAGAAGAUAUUAAAAAUUCACAUGGGUUUUUUGCAAGUGUUAUAUUAACUUGAAGUAUAGUUGCAUUGUUUAGGCUCAUUGCUUAAAUCAACAAAGGGAAAAAACUAAGACAAUUUUAAUUUGUACAAUUUUAAUAUGCAAAACUUGAGGACCAGAGAGAACCAAGAACAAAGGACCUUUUAGAAAUUGAGUGACCACAGAUACUCAAAUUACCUUUGACUUGUACUCCUGUAACCACCAGUCAAGUCUUUGCCCAGGCCCUACCUACUAAAAUUGGACUUCUUCUUAAGUCAUAAAGGAAUAAAAAGCCGUUCAGAGGAGUUCAGCUG
Molecule: messenger RNA, 8787 nt
Organism: Mirounga angustirostris (Northern elephant seal)
Lineage: Eukaryota; Metazoa; Chordata; Mammalia; Carnivora; Phocidae
Gene: SIMC1
Product: SUMO interacting motifs containing 1
Exons: 10
Coding region: 153-2756 (867 amino acids)
Molecular function (GO): SUMO polymer binding
Source: RefSeq, a predicted model, not a curated record